UGCAAUUUUGUAACCAAAGCCUCCUUAGAAAGUUGAAAAGUACAAUAUUCUCAACCUGAAUCCUAAUUCAAUCUCACCUAGAUUUAGCCCAAUUCAAUGACGUUAUAUCAAAGAGGCCCAAUAAACCAACAUCGAGUUUCUUCACCAUCACAAUCCAUAAAACUGUAAAGUGCAAAACAUCGAGUUUAACAUGUUUGAUUGCUGCCAUUUGUGAGAGAUCUGCUUUCAUCUUUCGUUAUUCUGAAAGAGAGAGGUGAGCAGAUCUCAAAACACUAAUCUUUUUCAGUAUUACUCCAUGUACGAGGUUAGUAGAAUCAAGUGUAUACUGUAUAUUUGAUUUUAAGCUGAUUUUUCUUAUUCAAGUUCAUCACUUUUGAGCUAUAUCGAUGAAAUUAAGGAUCACCCAUUAUCUGAUUGAUCACACAAAUACAUGGGUUAUGACUUAAUUUACGAAUUGUUUUCUGGGUACUGUUUACAAUUUUGUUUAAGAGUGUUUUUUUUUGGUAGAAAAGUAUAUGAGAAAUUGGAGAACUGAGAUUAUUUCAAUGUGGUUAAUUCUGAUAUGGAACCCCAAAGCCCAUCAAAAAAGAAAAUCUCAAUAUUGGGGUCUUUUAAAUCUCAUAUAACUGUGAAGUUUUGCCUGAUUUUCCUAGCAAUUUUGCUGGUUUCAGUUGGUAUAUUAUGUGGAUAUGGCUUAUUUGGGAAGAGUUUGUCAUAUUUUACAGUUGUUGUGGAUUGUGGGAGUACAGGAACUAGAGUGAAUGUUUAUGAGUGGGGAAUUAAUGGUGGCAGAAAUGGAGAUUUGCCAAAUUUGUUGCACUCUUAUCCUAAUGAAUCAGCAAAGAAUGGUUUAUGGAAAAAUGGUUGUGAGUACCAUUGUAUGCAAACUGAGCCUGGUUUGGAUAAAUUUGUGGGUAAUUAUUCAGGGGUGAGGACUUCCUUGGUGCCAUUGUUACGUUGGGCUGAACGAAUGAUACCAAAUGAGAGACACGAGGAUACGCCAGUUUUUGUUUUAGCUACUGCUGGAUUGAGGAGGCUUGCGGUCGAAGAUGGCAAAACGAUUUUGGAGGAUGUAGAACGAGUUGUUAAGGAACACUCAUUUAAGUGGAGAAGAGAUUGGAUUAGGGUUUUGAGCGGGAGAGAAGAGGCGUAUUAUGGUUGGAUCGCUUUGAAUUAUAAAAUGGGGUAUUUGAAUAAAUCAACUAUGUUGCCUACAUUAGGGCUUCUUGAUUUGGGAGGUUCUUCCUUGCAGGUAGUGAUGGAAGUAGAUGAAGUGAGGGAGGAUAGCCACCUGUUAGUUUCAAAGAUUGGUCUUGUUGAGCAUCAACUUAUGGCUUAUUCGUUACCUGCUUUUGGUUUGAAUGAGGCUUUUGAAAGAACCAUUGCUAUGCUUAAUUCAGUAAGGUCAAGGGAAAAUGCUGAUGGAUCUAAUGUUAGACAUCCGUGUCUGAGUUCUAAUUUUUUGGGAAAUUAUACUUGCACCAGUUGUUCUGAACCCGAGUUGUUGCUGCGUUUGGUCGGAGUUCCAAAUUGGGAGAAAUGCAAAAUACUUACACAAGCCGCAGCUAUGAAUUUAAGCAUUUCAGAUUGGUCAGAGACUAGAAUCAAUUCAAGUUGCUGGAGAAGAUCGCCACACGAGGGCAAGAAUUCUCUCAAUGUUGCCUUCAACACCAAAACUGGUAUGCGAUAUCAUGCUUUAUCCGGAUUCUUCGCUGUGUACAAAAUGGUAAAUCUGACCGGAAAAGCCAACUUGACUAAAAUUUGGGAAACAGCCCAACAUCUAUGCUCAAGUACAUGGGAAGAUGAGAGCAAUGUCUCAGGUGGCCAAUACUGUUUUAAGGUGUUGUAUUUAACAUCUCUGAUAGAAGAUGGUUUGUGUCUAGGAAAUGCAGAUAUCAUUUUUGGUCCUGGAGAUAUCUCUUGGACAUUAGGAGCUUCUUUGGUAGAAGGCAAAUAUAUGUGGAGAACAGUUGGUUCGAGAACUCUGAUAACAAGUCCGCUGUAUAGGGAAGUUUUUUCAUCGCCUAUCUUUCUCUUCAUUAUACUUGUAGUCCUGGUAUUUAUUGUUUACUACAGUCAGAUUAAGCUGCCUAUGCCUCGGAAGAGAAGUUCUGUUGUCGGGCCACCUGCGCCUUUGACUUCUUUCAUGCAUUCUAAGCAUCGGCCAUGUUAGUCUUGUGGGAAGAUUUUUGUACAUCAAUUUUAUUCAUUCUUAUCCGUAACA
Beta vulgaris subsp. vulgaris (sugar beet) is the source of this 2224-nucleotide messenger RNA. Its product is annotated as probable apyrase 7. Gene Ontology annotation, cellular component: membrane. The transcript is spliced from 2 exons. Gene Ontology annotation, molecular function: nucleoside diphosphate phosphatase activity. Gene Ontology annotation, biological process: nucleoside diphosphate catabolic process. The record is from RefSeq and is a predicted model, not a curated record. Lineage: Eukaryota; Viridiplantae; Streptophyta; Magnoliopsida; Caryophyllales; Amaranthaceae. Bases 563 to 2173 code for a protein of 536 amino acids.